Messenger RNA from Micropterus dolomieu (smallmouth bass), 6016 nucleotides. RefSeq names its product DnaJ (Hsp40) homolog, subfamily C, member 5 gamma a (gene dnajc5ga). The record is from RefSeq and is a predicted model, not a curated record. Lineage: Eukaryota; Metazoa; Chordata; Actinopteri; Centrarchiformes; Centrarchidae. The coding region runs from base 261 to 926 and encodes 221 amino acids. The transcript has 7 exons.
GGUGGAUUUUGGACGAAACCUUGAAAGCAACAUCCUUUUCCGUCUUCAUUCCCUGGAAGGAGGAAUCAGCCAAUCGCAGCUCGUGUCCUUAGGCAGCGCACGAAGAAGCGACCCGGCGGCCACGGCAGGCUAUCGCUUCUCGGCUACCGGGCUAAUAUGAGCCUUUAAAUUGAGAGUUAAGCUAUUAAACCGGAUGCCUCUAUGAUCCAGCUAACCUUACAGCGAGAUAUACAGUGUUCAGUUUGCGCAAGAGGUGAGCCAUGGCUGAACAUAACCCCACACGUCCCCAAAGGAAGAUGUCCACAGCUGGGGAGAGUGUGUACAAGGUUCUAGGCCUGGAGAAAGGAGCGUCAGCUGAGGACAUCAAGAAAGCUUACAGGAAGCUAGCACUGAAGUACCACCCAGACAAGAACCCGGACAACCCGGAGGCAGCGGAGAAGUUCAAGGAAAUUAACAACGCCAACUCUAUCUUAAAUGAUGAGACCAAGAGGAAGAUCUACGAUGAGUAUGGCUCCAUGGGCCUGUACGUGUCAGAGCAGUUUGGAGAGGAGAGCGUUAAAUAUUACUUCCUCAUGUCCAAAUGGUGGUUUAAGGGUCUGGUACUGUGCUGUACUAUGUUCACCUGCUGCUGCUGUUGCUGCUGCUGUUGUUUCUGCUGUGGGAAAUGUAAACCACCUGACGAUGAUGAAAACUACCAGUAUGUCGACCCUGAAGACCUGGAGGCCCAAAUCAAAGCAGAGCAGGAUGGAGGUUACACAGUAAUCAUAAGCCAGCCAACAUCUAAUCUGGGUCCAGAAAGCCCAGAAGGCCAGAGUCAGCCCAUCCCCCUGCCAAUGCCCAUGCCUCCACCUGAGCCCCAGUUGUCGACCUCGGCCAGUCCAGCAGGGGAAGAAAACCCUGGAGAGACCUUACCAGAGUCAAAAUGACUCGAAAGUGACGGUGUGAAUGAGCCUCAGUUAGUGGAAGCAGCCUUUCGAGCCCCUAUUAUGAUCCAGCCACAUUUGACUGCUGCCAGCGACGCAGAGAUCAACCAGCCCAAAGCCACCAGCCAGCCCAGGCAGACACUUCAAUCCUGAUUCCUUCAACCUACCUGAUCUACCCACUGGACAACACCUGUAAGGUGGGCACUUAAAGGCUCUUGGCCCCCUCCAUGGAACUCAAGUUAUGGAGGAGCCUACAUGCAAAUUAACCCACUAGCUUGGCUUUGCAAAAUUUUAGUCCCCUUUCUUGUUCCAGCUUGCCACAUACUAUAUAGCCUAGCCUGGGCUAGAUGUGAUCUUGCUAGCAGUUCAGUCAUUCAGGCCUAGGCUUGGCAACAUGCCUGGGCUCCACUAAUCUGUUCCUGUCAUCCCAUUACAACCAGUAAGGAUGUGACACUGGGCAGGAAGAUUGCAAAAACAGGGGCAUACGAAGGCAAAAAAACAUGGUCCUCACAAUUAAUCUGCUAUCCAGACCAGGACAGGAAUGAUUGUUUUUUGUCUCUCUGCCCAACUCUCCCCGUCUACCUCCAUUUUGGACACCGCUGGUCACCAAGAGGACUUUUCUUUUUCACAUUUCUCCCUCUUUAACUUGUUUUGGAGUUGUCUUUCAAAAAUAAAAACAACAAGGCUUUUUGGGUCAAUAACUCCUGCAUGGAACUGGAUGCCAGGUGUGAUGUGUACACAUCAGAAGCAAACAGCACGAUGGUGUGGGUGUGGGGAACCUUUUUUUUAUUUAUUUUUUUAUUUUAUUUUUUUUAUCCCUCUUCUUCCUUCUCCUUCAAUCUUGUUUUAACAAUCGCAUUCAGUUAAAUGCAUUACCCCCCUCUCUGAUGUCCAUCCUCUAAAUACGCUCUUGCUGCCAAGUGUGGUGACAAAAAAAUAUUCUUUCAAAGGAAGGAGCACUAACAGUCGCUUCACAGAGCAAAGCUCUCAAUCGGGACACAACUACAUUUCACAUGAAUACACCAAUGUGAAGGGGGAGGGAGGAGAGCGAACAGAAGUGACCGUGGAACUGACAUUCACAGAUUUUGUCUUUGAUGUUCAAUGUCUGAGCCAAAACCUGGAGCUGAAGAUUUAGAGCAUGGAUCAGGAGUGAAGCUGAGGCUGCCCUCCCCAGAACAGCAUGUAUUGUUUUUUCCCGGAUGCAUGCCCCCUACUGUACAGCACUGGAAUACAGUACGCAGCCCAAACCACAAAACGUGAAAGAACAGCCUAGCCUAACCAUACAGACGUACAGACUCUGGUUACACACACACUAAUGUAGAAACACUGUAGUAUGUCGUCGUGUACCAACAUCUGCUAAAAAUAUACAACCCCCAGCAUAACCUAUUAACUGAAAUGGACAAUGACGGAUGCCACACCGUGGAAACUUUUUAUUUUUAAAUUGAAUCAUGAUUUUUUUCAGAUCAUUGCACUCCUUGUUGUGUUGUAGUCAUCGCACUAUUUGGUAGACCAAAGGCAACAGCUCCAUGUAGCCUGCCAACCAACGAUGACUCUGGUCGAGGCAGACAGUCUCUGAAAAUGCCAUUUGCUCUGUAAGCCACAGUUCCGUUUGUCAAAGUUGUUUGUAUAAUAUGCAUUUGGGUCUAUGCACCUUGUGAAGUGGGUCUGUUGCUAUUUCAUAUGGUUUUGUUUUUUUGCCUCUGUUCAAGUUGAAAAUCUUUUGUUGUACCUCUUAUUUCUAAAACUACAGAAACCAUUAACUUUAAAGCUUGAUAAUCUACAAACUCGGGUCCAGAUUCACUAAGACUGCAUUGUAAGGACAAUCUUCUGAUUUUACUGCACCUCAGUUACCUGACUCCGUUUUCAGUUUUCAUUGACUUGACUUGAAAAGAGCACAGAGCAAUCGCUCAACUCUUUACUAGACUUUUUGGGCACUCUUAUUUUACAGGACUAAUCCAUUAAGUCCUGCAUCUUUUCACCAUAAAUCAGCUUUUUGUUGUUCUGUCUUGAGUUUCUAAGAUAGAAAACUCUUUCACCUGCUCCCUGACAGUGAUGUGCCUUGAACAAUAAUUUGACCAGUGACUGAAAAAACUUUUGAUGUAACAUUUAAAUGUCUCACGUACGUAUGCGAGAGUAUUGUGUUGGUGUCUUGUUUAGCGUGACUUCACUUAUAAAUAAAGUUGGGGGGUGAGACAGGUACAUGGCCAUGACUGGUGAAAAGAGGCGAUUUUCAUUUGUUCUGCACCGUAGCUUUUCUCAUUGUAUUUUUGUGAUUUUUUCAUCGCUCUGUCAUUUGGUCAUGUAUUAUUGCUCUUUCCUGUGCAAACCUUCAGUGAAUCUGGACCAGUGGUGUUGUUUCACCUGCACCGAACUGCAUGUUGACCACAGCGACCAGAGGUCUUUUGAGAUGAUCCUGACUUUAGCGAAAAACGUUGAUACACUUGGUCUAAAACACAUUUUCACUUUAAGUCCCAUUUUCCUUUCGCUGGACAUGCUCACUCAAGGUUUUAGACCACUCUUUUGUUUGUUUAACAUUUUCCCUUUGGAACUUAGUCAAAAUAGAAAGGAGCAUUUGCCCAUCAUGUCUGCAUGGUCAAACGUUAAGCUGCAGCUAACAAUCAUUUUAUCCCUUUGUCUGAAUAAUGUCAGAAAAUAGUAAAAAUGGCCAUCACAGUGUCCCAGAAGGAAAGGUGACAGGUGUCUGCUUUUUGGACAGUCUGUUGGACAUAAACAAAGACAUUUAGUUACUAUCAUGUAAGACAGAGAAAAGCAGCGAAUCAUCACGUUUGCUUGAAACAAAGUAGAAUUUUUGCUUGAUAAAUGACUCAAAUGAUUACUCAGUUAAUUUUCUGUUUCUGCUCUUACAUUAGGACACUAGAGGUUCUUGAUUGAGUUACUGCCCCAAUCACAAGAUAGCUGUUGUUAGGAUUUAAGUUGGUGCAGCACUGUGCUGAAUUUUGUGGGGACUGAUCUGUCUGUAUAAAGGGCUAUUAAGAGUGGUGACAGGUUGUGUUAAUCUAAUUAGUUAGCUGCUCAAAUCAUGGCUGUGUUCCAUGUACAUUCAGAAGUCAACCCUGGUGUGGUCCAGCUCAAAAGGAAAAGUGGAUUUGUUUCCCCUCUAACCACUAAAUAUACCGUUCACCCUGCGAACUGUACUGAGUAUUGUUUACUCUAGUUUUCCACUUCUUAACCACACAGGUGCUUUGAUAGAUUUAACACACUUCUUCUGGAACGUGAGGAUUAUUAAUCUUGUAACAUAAUUCUGGUGAGCAUUUGUGCCAGAAUACAUUGUCUGCCACUUUAACAUUACAUAACACAUAAAUCUGCAGGUUUGUGUGUCACGUGGACAUAAGGCUGUACCGAAUGUUGUUCCUCUAUAUUUUUUUUUGUUUGUUUACAUUCAAAGCUUCUCAAAGCUUUUCAAAUGAAGCUUUGAAUGCCUGUCAUCAUAUUUUAUGACAUCAUCACCCUAUUCGAUUGUCAACAAUAUAAACGAAGCUUCGAACUAUUCGGUACUACCCUACAUGGACACCGAAACAUUCUCAUGUCUACCUAACUACAAUAAAAAUGUUAAGCCAAAUCUGCCUGGGUUUUUUAAAGGAAUAGUUUAACAUUUUUGGGAAAAAAGCUAGGCUAGCUGUUUUCCCCUGUUUCCAGACGUUGUGCUAAGCUAACCAUCUGCUGGCUGAAGCUUCAUAUUUACUGUACAGACAUGAGUGAUCAAUUUUCUCAUCUAACUCUCAGCAUGAAAGCAUAUUUCCAAAAAUGUUCAACUAUUCCUUUAAACUUAUUUAGACUUAUUUGAGUAGAACGAAACGUUUUUUAAAAUGCUUGAAAUGAAAUAAACAUUUGCAAUUGUUUACUUUAGUCAUUUGGAUGUCAAAAGGUUGAUGUGCUGUGGAGAAUGAUUGCCUAGUGCAGAGUACUGUUGCUUGUAGGUGAAUUUUUGUAACUUUUAAAUAAUUUUCUCCCUUUCUGGUGGCAGGGUUGUUUUUCUCCCACAGUAAAUAAACGCCAUAGUGUGUCUGUGUAUGAAGCUGAGGUAGAUGUAAAGUAGGGACACAACACUACAGUUAAACUUUUCUCACAGCUUCUAAAACUCAAUAUUGCCUGGUGAACUGCAAUAAACUAAUUUAGAACUACACUAGAUGUAGGACCAGCAACCAAGGUCUUUGUUUCAUUUUGUGGAUUGCAAAAAGUUCAUAAACCAGCUUAGAUAUCUCCAUCACUUUAUUUUGGCCCUGUCGUUGAUGGAUUACAUAUCAUCUUGUAUUUCUCAGAGGAACUUGACGGUCAUCACUUCAUCUCAAUUUUUUUUAACCAUCGAAAGCCAAAACCUGUAUUUUCUUUCUUUUUUUUAUGUGUCCCAUAACAUUUCAGGAAUAAUUAUGUUUUGUCUUUCUCCAGAUCUUCUGUAAUCAAAUCACUUAAGUGUAAAAGCGACGAGGUCAUGGAGCACUGAAAGAGAGACAUAUUAUUUAUUAUUUUUGUAAUUGUUGUAAAUAACUCAUUAAACAGAAAAAUAACUGACAAAAUUCCUUAUUGUUAAUGGACAUCUUUUAUGAAUUAAUGUCUGUUUUAACAGUGUACAUACAUUUUUAUUUUAUUUUUUAUUGUCACAUAAUUUAAACUUAACAUUUCUAACGGGGGUUCUGGUAGGGGUCAACUUGCGUGUUAAAUGAGCAGCUCAGACUCAAGUUAUUUGUGUUUGUACUUUAAAAUACUGGCUUAAAUGCUCCAUGCUAACCUGUUAGCAUACACUGUGUUUAGCAAUACAAACUACAUGCUUAUGUAUGCUAAAACAGUUAGCGUGGAAGUAACGUUCUUCCAGGGACAGACGGAUGAUUUGAUUAUUCUAAUUACUCGGUCGACCAGUGGGACAAUCUGCCAAAAUUGCUCCAUUUCUUUUAAAUGUGAGAAGAAAAUAUUAUAUUGAACUUGGAGUAGAAGAACAUGACAAACACAUUUUAUUAAUGUAGAUAAAGUUUUUUUUGGGUUGGGGGGGUGUGUCACUCACUGUUGUGGUUCCAUGUAGAUGAUCUGUAAAUGAGUUGUUAUGAAAUUCAACCAAAUAAAAAAGGGGGAUUUUAUAA